AUGAACUUUUGCCUGCAAAAUUCCGCACGAUGGUUGCUGAACUGGAUAGGAAUUUUCAUGUUUAUUGGUCAAUCCUGUGCUUUGGAUAUCGGGCCAAGGCCUGUUACACGAUCUGGAAGUGGUACCUACGGUGGAACCUGCUAUGGCACGGAUGCGGAUUUGAGUGCCAUCUAUACUGAGGCAAUUGACCUUGCUCAGGUGGCCUUGGAUUCCUUAAACAGUUAUGCUACCAGUGCGACGGUGCGCGCAACUGUAGAGACAUUCUUUGGAAUAAACCCGAUUCAUCCCAUUGACUCAGCACAAUUCGCAUACGUUAAAUAUAUUUUCGGACAAAUCAUUGCUUUCUCGACAAGCACAGAGGAAGAAGAGAUCUCUCAGCCGGGUUUCUUUUGCGACGAUAGCUGGCGAUGGAGGACGGAGAUGGACUAUGGAUCUGAUGGACAAAUGAAUGGCAAGACAAUCUCUCAGGCGACAGGCGGUGCUACAAAGUGGAGCUGGUGGUCUCCUUUGUACAAAUCAUUUCUUGGCACCGGCCCGGGCUGUGUCCACACCAACUUGGAGGCAACAUUAGGGUUCACAGUCGUCUUCGACGAACAGAAGGUCUACACGAUUACCAUGUGCCCAUAUAGCUUCACUCGAGCUAAAAGAAAGGAUUCCCUUAGUGCUUGGCGCUCUAAGGAAAAGAUCAUAGCCGACGGAACACCACUAGGGGCAGCGCUUUCAACGCCCGGUACUUUGCUGCAUGAGCUAGCACACUUGGUCACGAGACAAGGCUUACUUUCCUCCAAAUGUGGCUACACUUGCGAGGAAUCAAAAGCCAAAGCUGUCAAGAAUGCCGAUACCUAUACCUGGUUCGCCACUGCUAUGUAUCUUGAUCAAUGUGACUGGUCACGACAGAUCUGCGCUCAGAGCGCCAGCAGAUCAACUGUUGCUAAGCGAUCGAACAAUCAAACCAGCACCGAUAUGCCCCUGAUGCGAAGAUCAAACCGACGGACGUUGCUCCCUCGUGUAUUGACUGGUUUGCAGGAUGAUCUGGAGUAAGCAAUGUUUGUUGUGGUGAAUGCACAAAGGGUGAUUCGUGGAGGCGCUAGCGGAAGCGCCAUAAGGUGUUGAAGUUCAUUCAAGAAAUGCCAAGGUGUACCGGAUGUAGUGUUAUAGAAGCUGAGUUAGGCUGA
This is a messenger RNA of Aspergillus novofumigatus IBT 16806, 1175 nucleotides long. RefSeq lists its product as uncharacterized. Lineage: Eukaryota; Fungi; Ascomycota; Eurotiomycetes; Eurotiales; Aspergillaceae. Gene Ontology annotation, molecular function: metallopeptidase activity. Bases 1 to 1041 code for a protein of 346 amino acids. The transcript has 6 exons. The record is from RefSeq and is a predicted model, not a curated record.